AUGUGGAGUUUCUAUUUUUUCUUAUGCAUCUUCUUCAUCUUGUUAACAUCUUUUACACCAUCUUAUUCUUAUCAACCUAGAAGAUUCCUUCAUCAACCUUUUGAUCCACAAAACCCACUCUCACCUUCUCAACAACCUAACCCUUCACCUUCUCCACCUUCUCUCUCACCACCACCACCACCGCCAAAUACUAAAUAUCCAUUUUCCACAAAUACCCCUAAUGCCUCUUCAUCUUCUUCAACACCCUUUUUCCCAACAUACCCUUCACCACCACCACCACCUUCACCUUCCACCUUCGCUUCAUUCCCCGCAAACAUCUCCUCUCUUAUCCUUCCUCAAACCCCUAAACCCAACUCAUCUUCCUCCAAACUCCUCGCCGUCGCCAUUGUCUCCGUUCUUGCCGCUCUCGCUGUUGUCUCUGUUUCUGCUUUUAUAUACUGCCGCAGACGCCGGAAGAGAUUCUCCGGAGAUGAUAAAACACUCAGAUCCGAUAGUAGUAUACGUCUCUUCCCUCGCGAUGGUGGUCCUGUAGUAGCGAAAUCGAGAAAUGUUUCUUCUACUAGCUCCGAGUUUCUUUAUCUUGGUACCAUUGUUAACUCUCGUGGAGAUGAACUACCUGAAUCUCAUCGGAAUACGAGGAAAAUGGACUCGCCGGAGCUUCAGCCGUUACCGCGGCUUGCUCGACAAGGCUCGAGGGUUUACGAUGGAGGUGCUGCUCCGGUGGGGGAAGGUGAAGACGAGGAAGAGGAGUUUUACUCGCCGAGAGGCUCUUUGAAUGGAAAUGGAUCGGGUUCUCGGAGAAUCUUCGCCGGGAUUUCAGCUGAGAAUUUGGUGGGUCGAAGUAGUAAUGAAUCUACUUCUUCAUCUUCUUAUUCGUCUUCUUCUGCUUCACCGGAUCGUUCUCACUCUAUUAGUCUCUCGCCGCCGGUUAGUUUAAGUCCGAGAAGAUCACAAUCGAAGUCGCCGGAAAAUGUACUUUCACAGCCACCGACAGAGACAAUACACGGUAGCGACGGUGGAAGAAGCUCGGUUUCAUCAUCACAAGCUUCUUCGAACCGGAACGUGAGGUCUGCUUCUUCAAUGUCUUCAACACCGGAGAAAAUCUUUGCCGGAGAAUGUCAAUCACCGUCUUUAUCACCGCUUAACCUUUCACCGUCGAAAAACUCUAAUGGGCCUGUUGUUAAUCUCGUAAAGACUGAAUCUUGUAACGGAGAUGCUUCUUCACCAAGAUUAUCAAAUGCUUCUAGUGGUAAAUCUUCCUCUUCAGCGUUUACUCUACCGUCGCCGGAGAAAGUUGCAAUGAUGCAUCAUCAUAACAAUCAUGGGUUGGAUCAGUCUCCAACAAUUUCAGAUGUUUCAGAUCGGUUUAGACAUUCUCCUCUCUCAUCAUUGCCACUUUCACCGACACUUCUUUCAUCGCCAGAGAGAGAGAUGAACCCGAUGAACACUCGACUACCACCGCCGCCGCCACCUCCACCUUCUAGGAAGCAUUGGGAGAUUCCAGACCUCUUAACACCAAUUGUUGAAUCACCAAGUGUUUUGAUUCCACAUGGUAUUGCAUCUCAAAGGAAACAAUGGGAAAUACCGGUCCUUUCAACACCAAUUGCACCUUCUGUUAAAGUUUCAGCCCCACCGCCGCCACCUCCACCACCACCGGCAAUGUCGCAGCGACAACGGAAGCAAUGGGAAGUACCUUCUCCAACAACUCCUGUCGGUCAACCGGUGGUUUGUAGGCCACCGGAACUGAAACCUCCUUCAAGGCCUUUUGUGUUGCAAACCCCUUCAAAUACAUUGGUUUCUCCUGUUGAAUUGCCACCUAGUUUUGAGGAGAAUGCAGAAGAGGUUUUGAAACCGAAGUUGAAGCCUUUGCAUUGGGAUAAAGUGAGGGCUAGUUCUGAUCGUGAAAUGGUUUGGGAUCAUUUGAGGUCCAGCUCUUUUAAGUUGAAUGAAGAAAUGAUAGAAACAUUGUUUGUGGUGAACACGCCAAAUCCAAAACCAAAGGAUGCUACUCCACGUUCAGUUCUUGCACCUCAAAAUCAUGAGGAUAGGGUGUUGGAUCCUAAAAAGUCUCAAAAUAUUUCUAUCUUACUUCGAGCGGUUAACGUUACGGUAGAGGAAGUGUGUGAAGCACUGUUAGAAGGUGUUACUGAUACACUUAAUACCGAACUACUCGAAAGCUUGUUAAAAAUGGCGCCAAGCAAGGAAGAAGAACGCAAAUUGAAGGAAUAUAAAGAAGACACUCCAAACAAACUUGGUCCUGCUGAGAAGUUUUUGAAGGCAGUGCUUGAUGUACCUUUUGCAUUUAAAAGGGUCGAAGCUAUGCUUUACAUAGCCAAUUUUGAGUCUGAAGUGGAGUAUCUUCGGAAAUCAUUUCAAACUCUAGAGGUUGCAUGUGAAGAGCUGCGAAACAGUAGAAUGUUCUUGAAGCUACUAGAAGCCGUGCUAAAAACCGGGAACCGCAUGAAUGUUGGAACAAACCGAGGUGAUGCGCAUGCGUUCAAGCUCGAUACACUUCUAAAGCUGGUUGAUGUCAAAGGCGCAGACGGAAAAACAACUCUUCUGCACUUUGUCGUACAAGAAAUCAUUAGAACCGAAGGAGCUCGUCAUUCGGACACGACUACUACAACUACCACUACUACUAGUGUUACUAAUCAAACACCAAGCACAACAUUAAGCGACGACGCCAAGUGUAGGAGGCUUGGUCUUCAAGUAGUAUCUAGUCUAAGUUCUGAUCUAGCGAAUGUUAAGAAGGCUGCGGCAAUGGACUCUGAAGUUCUCACGAGCGAAGUCUCUAAACUUUCAAAAGGAAUCAAACACAUUAUCGAGAUUGUGAAAUUGAAUCAAACAGCAGGAUCUGAUGAAAAUGUUCGUAAAUUCACAGAAUCAAUGAACAAGUUCAUGAGAAUGGCCGAGGAAGAGAUUGUGAGAAUUCAAGCACAAGAAAGUGUUGCAUUAUCACUAGUGAAAGAGAUCACAGAGUAUUUUCAUGGAAACUUAUCUAAAGAAGAAGCUCAUCCAUUUAGAAUCUUCAUGGUAGUAAGAGAUUUCUUAACAGUUCUUGAUAGAGUGUGCAAAGAAGUUGGUAAUAUAAAUGAAAGGACCAUGAUUAGUUCAGCUCAUAGAUUUCCUGUCCCAGUGAACCCUAUGCUUCCACAACCACUUCCUGGUUUACAUGGAAGGAAACAUUACAGUUCCUCGGAUGACGAUAAUCCAUCGCCGUAG
This is a messenger RNA of Lathyrus sativus (Indian pea), 3222 nucleotides long. The record is from the annotation of a GenBank genome assembly. Lineage: Eukaryota; Viridiplantae; Streptophyta; Magnoliopsida; Fabales; Fabaceae.